UGGCAGUAUUAAGUGAUAAAGGGGAGGGCCUUUUGCACAGCCGUGACACAAACGCUCCCGAAGCCCGAGCGGUACAACCUGGCGCUGUCUGGUUCCGCGACCUGUGCGGUUCUCGCUCGCACCUCCAGAAAGGGCGCUACUAGGUGCGGGUGGCGGCCAGGGGCGCGUUCGUUCCCCCUGGGAGGAGGGCGUGCGCGUCUACCGGCGCCCGGCUGAAAGUGAGCGACGGGGAGUCUGGGACGCGCCGCGGAGGCGUUGAAGCCCUCCGCGUCGCGUGCCCAUUCUCUUAGGUUUAUAACAAACUUGCCAUAAUUCAGUUGCUGAAAAUCAAGAUGGCAUCUAACUUGAGGCCAGCUCCAUAUUAUGAAAACUAUGCCUACCAGGCAGAAAAUGUUGCUCCUCCAAGAUUUCCCAGAGACUAUAAUGUGUAUCUACAUAACACGCCUACAUAUUAUCCUUCAUCAGGGCCUCAUUAUGUUCCGAGAGUUUCUACUCAACAGUCAAUUCCAGUGCCAGUAGUGCAGGCCAAAUCUGCAAAAUGCACACCAAGAACCAAAAAGGCAUUGUGUCUCCUUCUAUCAAUUGCAAUACUAAUAAUAGGAGCUGGAAUUUCUGUUUUUCUCAUCUGGUAUUUUGUGAUAGAUAGUUGUUUUGGCUCCAAGAUACAAUGUGGUGCAACAAGAGUGUGUGUAACACCAUCUCAGUGGUGUGAUGGAAAAAAAGAUUGUCCUAAUGGUGAAGAUGAAAACCGUUGUGUUAGACUUUAUGGACCAGAAUUUCUCUUGGAAGUCUAUUUAUCUGAAAACAAAGAUUGGUACUCUAUAUGCUAUGAUGAUUGGAAUGAUAAAUAUGGAGAGACCGCAUGUGAAGACUUGGGAUAUAACUCGAACACCUAUUUCAACAGCAAAGCAAUCCCCAUUUCCAGUGGAUCUGCAAACAUUUUGAGGGUCAAUACUAGUGCUGGGGACAUAGACCUGUAUAAGAAAUUGUAUAACAGCAACUGGUGUCCAUCAGAGCAUGCAGUAUCUCUGCGAUGCAUAAGGUGUGGCACAUCAAAUAUACGUACAAGUCCCCAAAACAGAAUUGUGGGUGGAAAUGCUGCAUUGCGUGGAGAAUGGCCGUGGCAAGUCAGCCUUCAUAUCCAGAGGACUCAUCUCUGUGGAGGGUCUAUUAUUACCCCUGAAUGGAUAGUAACAGCAGCUCAUUGUGUAGAAGGGGCACAUUCUGAUCCAUCCUACUGGACAGUUUAUGCUGGGAUUCUGAGACAGUCAGAAAUGAUUCCUUCAAAGGGAUUUAGAGUAGCCAGAAUAAUUUCUCAUCCCAACUAUGAUUCAGCUUCCAAAAAUAAUGAUGUUGCUCUUAUGAAGCUACAAUAUCCUCUAAGUUUUAAUGAAUUUAUAGGACCUGUUUGUUUGCCCAAUGCUGGAAUGAUGUUCGAGACUGACCAACAGUGUUGGAUAUCUGGAUGGGGAGCCAAAUACCAAGGAGGUAACACUUCAAAAGAAUUGAAUGCAGCGCUUGUACCUCUGAUAGACUCAUCUAUAUGUAAUGGAAGGUAUUUUUAUAAUGGAAUCAUUUUGCCUACGAUGAUAUGUGCUGGCUACUUACAAGGAAAAGUGGAUUCUUGUCAGGGUGAUAGCGGUGGUCCAUUGGUAACCAUGAAAAAUGUUUUGUGGUGGCUAGUGGGUGACACAAGUUGGGGAACAGGCUGUGCUACUCAAUUUAAACCUGGAGUUUAUGGUAACAUUACUAUGUUCACAGAAUGGAUUUACCGAAAUAUGCAGGCAAACAGAUGAUAUUGUUUCCUUUGAAUCAUUUCAAUCAAGAGUGGAUCAGUCCUUUUGUUUCUUGUAAAUCCUUGGUUGUGCUUUUAAAAAUGAACUCUGGGUCCUCAACACUUCAUAUGCAGAUAGUAAUUGGAAUGUUUGCAAACUGGUUCCAUUUGCACUGACUACCAUCACAUCAAGCAGCUGAAGUUACACAAGAGCCUGUUUUCUUGAAUCUGGUAUUAACGUCAGGUGGCAAACCCAUUUUUACCAGUUACUUGCUGAUUUCCUUUAUUUCUGAAGAUUCCCUACCAGUUGGAUUUUAUUUUUAAGUUAAGAAUCAUGUUGGUAAAUUACCAAUUCUGUUUUUGCCUUUGAAAUCAAAUGCAACAUCUCAAUGUUUUAUAAUAAUGUUUAAUAUUUAGGGUAUUAAUGUUGAGUAUAUCAGGGCUGCUGGAUGGCCCAGUUUUUUAAAGUGAGAAAGAACCACGGGAACAUUUUGAUAUAUUUCUUCUGAAUAUUACUAUGCAUCUCUUGUAUUCAGGUAUUUAUUACUUUUAUUCUCCCAUUGGUGUUAAUGAUUCUGAAACUAUACAAUUUGAUAAACACUAUGUCUCUUCCCAAAUAUGUGGAUAGAUUCAAGAUCAGUUUGGUAUAAAAAAUAGAAAUAUCUUGGACUUCCAGGCUCAUAUCUUUGAUGCAGAAUGAACAAAAUAACAAGUAUUCUAAAAUGUCAGUAAUUUUGUUUCUGGUCUGGCAGCUGGACAUGUGCUAGAUAGGUCCUUAACUGUUGAACCUGAAAGUGAUAAGCAAGGGAUAGUUAACACUUCUGCCUCUUUUCUAAGCAAAGAAUAGAAAGUUAUUUUGUGAAGGUGCAUUACAUACUGAUUUGAAUCCGUCAGUUCCAGAUCUCUGGAACAGGGAAAAAAGGAAAACUCAGCUGAGGAAAAUAAAAAUAAUGAUCUAAUUAUAACUACCUCGUUUUAUAAAACAGUGACAAAAUUGGAAUGUGUUGAGAAACUGCAUUGGUCUGUUUUUUUCUUUAAAAAAUCCUAUUUAUGGUUUUAAUAAUGAAGACAGAAGCAAAGAUUUAAAAUUUUACAAAUUGAUUAGUAUAAUCACCAAUCAUUGGCAUGUUAGGAGUAUGCCAAGUUAGGAAAGGCUGCUAUUGCAGCAGUAAAAUCUUGGUUCUAUGAGUCCUGUGAUUUGGACAUAAUGAAUUAUGCUGCUAUUGAAAAGCACUUUUUAAAAUAUAUUUGUUGGUGGGAAAAUUCCACUUCAGGUUUUGAAAGUGCAAUACUUUAUAUAGUGAAGUGCCAUUGAAAUGAUUACUGAAAACAUUAAAUGUAUUGCAGUAUAAUGAAAUUAAUAUAAAUCAUUCAUAAUUGUUAAUCGUCACUGCAAUUUUAGUUAGUACAUAUCAGGGAAUUUUUAAGUUUUGAGAAUGAAAUACACUGUUCCUUGUCUUGUAUUCAAAGAACUUGAAAAAUAAACUUUUUACAAAUACA
Molecule: messenger RNA, 3274 nt
Organism: Python bivittatus (Burmese python)
Lineage: Eukaryota; Metazoa; Chordata; Lepidosauria; Squamata; Pythonidae
Gene: TMPRSS2
Product: transmembrane serine protease 2
Biological process (GO): proteolysis
Cellular component (GO): membrane
Molecular function (GO): protein binding; serine-type endopeptidase activity
Source: RefSeq, a predicted model, not a curated record